CUGCUGCGGCUAACCAAACAGCUCCUGCUUCUCUGAAGACUUGCAGCAAGGCCUGCUGAGGCUCACGGAAGAUAGCCCCAGAGUCUUAGAAGUCAUCCUUACUUUCCCUCAAGAUGACAAACAGUUCGUUCUUUUGCCCAGUUUAUAAAGAUCUGGAGCCAUUCACAUAUUUUUUUUAUUUAGUUUUCCUUGUUGGAAUUAUUGGAAGUUGUUUUGCAACCUGGGCUUUUAUACAGAAGAAUACGAAUCACAGGUGUGUGAGCAUCUACUUAAUUAAUUUGCUUACAGCUGAUUUCCUGCUUACUCUGGCAUUACCGGUGAAAAUUGUUGUUGACUUGGGUGUGGCACCUUGGAAACUGAAGAUAUUCCACUGCCAAGUAACAGCCUGCCUCAUCUAUAUCAAUAUGUACUUAUCAAUUAUCUUCUUAGCAUUUGUCAGCAUUGAUCGCUGUCUUCAGUUGACACACAGCUGCAAGAUCUACCGAAUACAAGAACCUGGAUUUGCCAAAAUGAUAUCAACGGUUGUGUGGCUAAUGGUCCUUCUUAUAAUGGUGCCAAAUAUGAUGAUUCCCAUCAAAGACAUCAAGGAAAAGUCAAAUGUGGGUUGUAUGGAGUUUAAAAAGGAAUUUGGAAGAAAUUGGCAUUUGCUGACAAAUUUCAUAUGUGUAGCAAUAUUUUUAAAUUUCUCAGCCAUCAUUUUAAUAUCCAAUUGCCUUGUAAUUCGACAGCUCUACAGAAACAAAGAUAAUGAAAAUUAUCCAAAUGUGAAAAAGGCUCUCAUCAACAUACUUUUAGUGACCACGGGCUACAUCAUAUGCUUUGUUCCUUACCACAUUGUCCGAAUCCCAUACACCCUCAGCCAGACAGAAGUCAUAACUGAUUGCUCAACCAGGAUUUCACUCUUCAAAGCCAAAGAGGCUACACUGCUCCUGGCUGUGUCGAACCUGUGCUUUGAUCCUAUCCUGUACUAUCAUCUCUCAAAAGCAUUUCGCUCAAAGGUCACUGAGACUUUUGCCUCACCUAAAGAGACCAAGGCUCAGAAAGAAAACUUAAGAUGUGAAAAUAAUGCAUAAAAGACAGCAUUUUUUGUGCUACCAAUUCUGCCUUACUGGACCGUAAAAUUAAAUACAGCUUGGAAAGAGGGGGAGAAAAAAAAAGUAAGAAAAAAUACAAUUAGCUAGCAAAUAUGGAUAGGUUUACUUAGAAAUCCUGUUUCUAAAUGCAAGUCAAGCUUUAUUGUUAGACUUGUUGCUACUCAUUAACCCAAAUAUUUGUACAAAAAACUAAAGAGUCUCAUUGAACGAAUGUAAAAUCCUGCAAUAUCCUUGAAAUCCAAAAGAGGCCCAUGA
This is a messenger RNA of Macaca mulatta (Rhesus monkey), 1349 nucleotides long. RefSeq names its product G protein-coupled receptor 171 (gene GPR171). The record is from RefSeq and is marked provisional. Gene Ontology annotation, cellular component: membrane. NCBI's taxonomy places the organism in Eukaryota, Metazoa, Chordata, Mammalia, Primates, Cercopithecidae. Gene Ontology annotation, biological process: G protein-coupled receptor signaling pathway. Gene Ontology annotation, molecular function: G protein-coupled purinergic nucleotide receptor activity.